AUGUCAGCCAAAGCAAUCAAAUACGCAAAGGACUUUGUCAGCUUUGUCAACGCUUCACCCACUCCCUACCAUGUGGUGGACACAGUGAAGAAGGAACUGGUUGCCUCCGGGUUCAAGGAACUGUCAGAGAAGAAAAUAUGGGCUGGCCAGAUGAAGAAGGGUGGCAAGUACUUUGUCACCCGUAAUGGCUCCUCGAUAAUCGCCUUCACCGUUGGUGGAGCAUGGACCCCGGGUAAUGGUAUCUCCAUCAUUGGAGCACACACCGACUCUCCUACUCUGAGAAUAAAGCCCAUUUCGACCUCUAACAAGGAGGGAUUUCAACAAAUUGGAGUUGAAACUUAUGGGGGAGGAAUAUGGCAUACAUGGUUCGACAGAGAUUUGAGUGUUGCUGGAAGAGUGUUCAUCUACGAUGAGGCCUCCGGCAAGUUCAUCUCCAAGCUGGUGAACAUCAACAAGCCGAUUCUGAGAAUUCCCACUUUAGCUAUCCAUUUGACCAAAGAGAGAUACGUCAAGUUUGAGUUUAACAAGGAGACCCAGUUCAAGCCAAUCGCGGGUCUUACAGAUUCGACUGCCUCAGGCUGUUGUGACAGCGAGCCUCUGUCGGAGAGCGAGUUCAACUCAAUUCAAAAUAUUGUGAGCAGACACAACAAGGAGCUGUUAUCUUUGAUUUCAGCGGAGCUCUCAGUUGAAACUUCCCAAAUUCAGGAUUUCGAAUUAGUUCUCUACGACAAUCAGAAGUCCACCCUUGGAGGUCUCAAUGACGAGUUUAUCUUUUCUCCAAGACUGGACAACCAGGUGUCUUGUUUUUGUGCAACUCAUGGUUUGGUGAACUCAGUUGAUGAUUUGGCAUCUCAGACAGGUAUCCAGCUGAUUUCCCUCUUUGACCACGAGGAAAUUGGAUCUCUUUCAGCCCAGGGUGCUGAUUCGUCAUUCUUACCAGAUAUUCUCUCUAGAAUCACCAGAUUGACCGGAAAUGAGACUUCUUCCAGUGAACUGCAAUCAGAAUCGUAUUUCCUGCAAUCUAUGGCAAAAUCUUUUCUCAUCUCGUCUGAUAUGGCCCAUGGUGUCCAUCCAAACUACAGUGAAGUCUACGACUCCUUGAAUAAGCCUUCCAUCAACAAAGGUCCUGUGUUGAAGGUUAAUUCGAACCAACGUUAUGUCACGAACUCGGUGGGAAUAGUCCUGUUGAAGAAGCUAGGUGAAAUUGCCAAAGUGCCAUUACAGCUGUUUGUGGUCAGGAACGAUUCACCUUGUGGUUCCACCAUUGGUCCAAUGCUGAGUGCCAAAUUGGGAAUCAAGACUUUGGAUUUGGGUAAUCCUCAGUUGUCAAUGCACUCGAUCAGAGAGACUGGAGGGACUUAUGAUGUUGAGAAACUAGUUACCUUAUUUGAGACUUACUUUGAGCAUUACUCUGAUCUCGAGAGCAGAAUUCUGGUUGAUGCUGUUGAUGCGGAAUAG
Kuraishia capsulata CBS 1993 is the source of this 1458-nucleotide messenger RNA. RefSeq lists its product as uncharacterized. Gene Ontology annotation, biological process: proteolysis. The transcript is spliced from 2 exons. Gene Ontology annotation, cellular component: fungal-type vacuole. The record is from RefSeq and is a predicted model, not a curated record. NCBI's taxonomy places the organism in Eukaryota, Fungi, Ascomycota, Pichiomycetes, Pichiales, Pichiaceae. The coding region runs from base 1 to 1458 and encodes 485 amino acids. Gene Ontology annotation, molecular function: metalloaminopeptidase activity; zinc ion binding.